GCAAGGAAUACCUUUUUCACCUUCCACCACAGGAUUCCAUUCGUCGUCUUCUUGUUGAGAACCGCUUUCGUAUUCUACGCGUCGAAAUCAUUCAAAGACGGGCGCAUCACCGCCUGAUUGACGGGUCUGCUGCGCACUGUCCCCGUGGCCGCGAAUUUCCAACAUGGGAGCUAUCCGAACCUUCCUUUCUCUUUUCUUCUUCGCUAGUGCCGUUUGUGCCCAAGUUACCGUAUAUUUCCAACAGCCCUUGAACGCCCAGACGUCCGCAUCUUCUGCUGAUGCCGCUUCAUACACUGGUGCCGCGGCCUACAACCCCACCGUGCUCAACCCACCGCCAAUCCCGGACCCGUUACCGCCUAUGCAGUUCGGGAUACAGCUUCAGAAUGGCGGCACAACGGGCGUGUCCAUCGUUCAGUCGGGCUCAUUUGUUGGUUUCUCGAUAGAAAUGUCCGUAACGGACCAAACUCUCGGGAAAAACUCCAGUUAUAUCCAGGUUCCUUUCCUUAAUCUUAUGGCGAAUCUUCAGCAACGUGCGGGCGGGGUGUAUGUUCGAGUAGGAGGAAACACGCAGGAAACAGCUGUGCAUGUAGACAGCCUACCAGAUGGGAAAAUGAUUCAAAAGGAUAACCAGAACACCACUAAUCCCACUCAAACCCCGCCUUUAGACUACACAGAUGACCUCUUUUAUCUGAUGAGAGGUAUAUCUGAGCUCGUCAAUAUCCGAUGGUUCUUGGGCAUCCCGUUUUUCAAUAUCGAUCCCUUUCAACUCGCUAUCGCCGAACAAAGUCAGGCCAUCCUCGGUGAUCUAUUAGCUGGCUUUCAGGCUGGCAACGAGCCCGAUCUUUAUGUUCGCCACGGCCACAGGACUGACCCUUAUGGACCUUCUGAUUAUGGAAAUGAAUUCGGUGCUCUCGUUCAGGCUAUGGGCAACGAUGCCAAUGCUGUUAACAAGAGACUUCUCAUUGGACCCAGCAUUGCCACCGGGGACUGGUUUCCGGAGGAUGUUUGGAACACAGAUUUCGUCGACACAUACAGUGAGAACUUGGCAUUUCUGGCAGUAGAACACUACCCAUCAGACAAUUGUUACGCCGUUUACGGUACUGGAACGCCUCGCGACGCCCAAACCAUGUUCCCCACUUACUUGAAUCACUCAUCUGGGCAAUCCAUUAUUCAGCCAUACGUUAAUUCCGGCAACUACGCCCAGCAGAAGAACAAGAAGUUGCUUAUGUUUGAGACUAACACUGCUUCAUGUGGAGGUUUCCCCGGUAUCAGUGAUUCUUUUGGUGCUGCUUUAUGGGGACUUGAUUAUUCCAUGCAAAUGGCGUACUCCAACUUUUCCGGUGCUUUGAUGCACAUUGGUGGACAGAACGUUUUCUAUAACCCUUUCACUCCACCGCCGACUAAUCAAUCAACCUUCCACCAAUGGACGAUCGGCCCGAUAUACUACUCUGCAUUGAUUAUGGCGGAGGCGAUGGGCGCGUCAAAUGCCUCCCAGAUCCUAGAUUUGAACGCCAACGAUGGGAAUAUCUUUACCCCCGCCUAUGCUAUUUACGAGAAUGGGAAUCCUGUCCGAGUUGCACUUUUCAAUUACAUAACGGACUCUUCGGGUGCUAGCACUUAUAUCGCCUCCAUUUCUAUUGGAGAUGGCGAGAGUGGUCAAGCAAAUGGCACUCCUGCCCAAGUCAAAGUGAAGUAUUUUACCGCCGAUUCCGUAUCACAAAAAGGCAAUUUCCGAUGGGCCGGACAGACCUUUGGAGGCAUCUUCGAAUCAGAUGGCCGUCUCAUGGGCCAGGAAGAUAUCCAGACUGUGACCUGCGACCAGAAUGCCAACAACACUUGCCUUAUCCCUGUUCCAGCACCUGGUUUCGCGCUUGUCUUCCUCAACGAUGAAGCGUUUACGGAGACGGCCGGAGCGAGCUCGAUGACGUUCGCCACGACUGCUCUGACGAAGACGGUGAAUACAGCAACAGUCGACCAGGCGGUAUUAUCGACGAGUAAUGGACAUAGUGGCAUGAAGGACGUUCUAGGAAGCACGAGCAAGGGAUCACAAAAUGGAGUUGUUGGACUCCGUACGAGUGGAUUGUUGCCAACUGCCUUUGCGAUCGGCGCCAUAAUGUUCGUCAGGACUUGGGUUAGAUGACGAUGGACGCUUUACGAACCGGAUACAUACAGACUUCUCGAUUGCUUGGUCUCGUUUGGACAUUUUGCAUUUUCUUGAAUUACACUCACCUUGAUCUUAUAUCAGUUAGUAUUGUGUGUUGGAGGAAUAUCAUACCCGUCUUAUUUAAUACUAUGAAGAUCAGG
Molecule: messenger RNA, 2304 nt
Organism: Guyanagaster necrorhizus
Lineage: Eukaryota; Fungi; Basidiomycota; Agaricomycetes; Agaricales; Physalacriaceae
Product: glycoside hydrolase family 79 protein
Exons: 8
Coding region: 164-2140 (658 amino acids)
Source: RefSeq, a predicted model, not a curated record